Messenger RNA from Zonotrichia albicollis (white-throated sparrow), 1769 nucleotides. NCBI's taxonomy places the organism in Eukaryota, Metazoa, Chordata, Aves, Passeriformes, Passerellidae. The record is from RefSeq and is a predicted model, not a curated record.
GAUGGAAAGUUUCAAUGAAAAGUGGGAGCCUGUCUUAUAUUCUGCCAUGUAAUCGCCUGCCUGUGCAGUUGAUGAGUCAAGUGAGAGUUUAUACCUCCAAUGGUCAGAAGAAAGAUCUUGGAUCACAAGAUACAAAUGGAUCACCCCAUGGAGAAACCCUGCAUAAAGUUGAAACAGGACAAGAUACAACCAAUGCAGGACAAAAGCAGUCUUCACCUAAACAGCCAAUCCAAGUAAAAGUGAAACCAGUCCUUAAAAAAAGAGAGUAUGGACCAAAAUACACACAGAAUAACUUCAUCACUGGAGUCAGAGCAAUAAAUGAGUUUUGUCUUAAAUCCAGUGAUUUAGACCAGCUGAGAAAAAUUAAACGACGAAGUCCCCAUGAUGACACUGAGACUUUCACGGUGUACCUGAGGUCGGACGUAGAGGCAAAGUCUCUUGAAGUUUGGGGUAGUCCAGAGGCUCUUGCCAGAGAAAGAAAGCGACGUAAAGAGGCAGAGAUCAAGUACAGAGAAAAUCUGUUUAGAAACCAAAGGCUGUUGUGGGAAUACAAGGAGUUCUUUGGAAAUACUAAGCCACGCUCCAGUACAGCAGCUAUGUUUUUCAAGGGACCAGGGAAGGUGGUAAUGGUAGCUAUUUGCAUAAAUGGGUUGAAUUUUUUCUUUAAGUUGCUUGCUUGGGUUUACACGGGUUCUGCAAGUAUGUUUUCAGAAGCCAUACAUUCUUUAGCAGACACAUGUAACCAGGCAUUGCUGGCUUUGGGCAUCAGUCAGUCUGCAAGGACACCUGACCCUAGUCAUCCGUAUGGUUUCACAAAUAUGCGCUAUAUUGCCUCCCUGAUCAGUGGAGUAGGCAUUUUCAUGAUGGGUGCAGGACUUUCUUGGUAUCAUGGGAUCAUAGGUUUACUCCACCCUCAUCCUGUAGAAUCUCUUCUCUGGGCAUACUGCAUUUUAGCAGGAUCAUUGGUAUCAGAAGGAGCCACCCUGCUUGUUGCUAUAAAUGAAAUUCGGAGGAGUGCUCGAGCCAAGGGUCUUUCAUUUUAUCAAUAUGUUGUGCAGAGUCGUGAUCCCAGUACCAACGUGGUGUUACUGGAGGAUGCUGCAGCAGUCCUGAGCGUGGCUGUAGCUGCUACCUGUAUGGGACUGACUUCUUUAACAGGAAACCCCUAUUACGACAGUGUGGGGUCUCUGGGUGUUGGAACUUUGUUAGGAACUGUGUCAGCAUUUCUAAUCUACACUAACACUGAAGCCCUGCUGGGACGAUCCAUCGAGCCUGAGCAGCUGCAGCGGCUCACCGAGUUCCUGGAGAAUGAUCCUGUAGUAAGAGCAAUUCAUGAUGUUAAAGCCACAGACAUGGGAAUGAGCAAAGUAAGAUUCAAGGCAGAAGUAGACUUUGAUGGACGUGUUGUUACUCGGUCUUACCUGGAAAAACAAGAUAUUGAACAGCUGCUACAAGAAAUUCAGCAAGUGAAAACCCUUGAAGAAUUAGAAGCCUUUAUGCUUAAGCAUGGUGAGAAUAUUGUUGACACGCUGGGAGCUGAAGUAGACAGACUUGAGAAGGACCUGAAGCAACGAAAUCCUGAUGUUCGUCAUGUGGAUUUGGAGAUACUGUAGACUUGAACAGGAGAAGUCUCCAGGUUGCUGCCUUUGUGGGAAGAAGUGACAUGAAGGGCUGUAAAGCUUCUGGGAUUGCAGAACCUCAGCACCAUACCUCGCUUCCUUUGCCCUCUGCUUCCUGGACUCCUAGCACUGCUUCUGUUUCUGGAAGAG